Colletotrichum abscissum is the source of this 771-nucleotide messenger RNA. RefSeq lists its product as uncharacterized. Gene Ontology annotation, cellular component: PAM complex, Tim23 associated import motor. Bases 1 to 771 code for a protein of 256 amino acids. Lineage: Eukaryota; Fungi; Ascomycota; Sordariomycetes; Glomerellales; Glomerellaceae. Gene Ontology annotation, biological process: protein import into mitochondrial matrix. The transcript has 3 exons. The record is from RefSeq and is a predicted model, not a curated record.
AUGCUGACGCCCACGAGCACCUUCGCCAUCCGCCUCGCCGGCCAGGGCGCCGCCCGCGCAUCGAUUGCCUCUUCCAUCGCCCGCACCACCGCAUGCCCGUACUCGACCGCCUCCAUGAAGCAGCACCAAGCCUCUGCCCGCCCAAUUGGUCUCGCCUCGACAGCCGGCCCCAUCGCCCGAACCAGCGCCGCCUUUGCCGCAUCCCCCUCGUCCUCCAUCGUCGCCCGCGUCGUCCGCCAACCCUGCUCCCAACGCUGCAAUACUACCGCUACCGCCUCCGCUGCGGCGCAACAAAAGUCCGCCCCUUCGCCGGGGGACAGGUUGGACUGGGAGACCUUCUUCCAGCUGCGCAAGUCCCGUAGAAGGUGGCAGCUUGGCUUCAGCGUCAUUUCUGGAUUGGGAUCCUUUGUUGGCGGUGCUGGCAUCUUGGCUACUGGCAUUGCGGACCCGUUGGUGACACAGGUUCCGCUGGAUCCUUUCAUUACGAUGGGCCUUAUGACGAUGGGCUUCGGUGCUCUUGGAUGGCUUAUUGGACCUAGCGUUGGUUCUCUGGUGUUCUACACGCUGAACAAGAGGUGGAAGACUCAGAUGACGGUGAAGGAGAAGGAAUUCUUCGCCCGCAUCAAGAAGAACCGUGUUGACCCCUCUGUCUCCUCUGUUGGUAACCCUGUCCCCGAUUUCUACGGCGAGAAAAUCUCAAGCGUCAAGGGGUACCGUCAAUGGCUCAAGGACCAGCGAGCCUUCAACAAGAAGCGUGUCAGCUUCGUGUAG